Aphanomyces astaci is the source of this 1843-nucleotide messenger RNA. RefSeq lists its product as hypothetical. The transcript is spliced from 3 exons. The coding region runs from base 1 to 1812 and encodes 603 amino acids. Gene Ontology annotation, cellular component: membrane. Gene Ontology annotation, molecular function: ABC-type transporter activity; ATP hydrolysis activity; ATP binding. Lineage: Eukaryota; Oomycota; Saprolegniomycetes; Saprolegniales; Verrucalvaceae. The record is from RefSeq and is a predicted model, not a curated record.
AUGACCGACGACAACUACAUCCACAUCCAAGCCGACGGCAAGCAGCCUCCCUCCUCGUCGUCCUCCAACCACGUCCGAGUGAGUGGUCAUCCGUGUGUGUUGGGGUGGGACAGCAUCAGCUACACCGUGCCAGGCAAGAAGAAAGGCAAGCAAAUCCUGUACAACGUGUCUGGUCGAUCGGCGCCCGGAGAACUCACCGCGAUCAUGGGUCCGUCGGGCAGCGGCAAGACCACGCUCUUGGACAUCCUCGCCGACCGCAUGUCGAGCGGCACGAUCUCCGGUAAGGUCGACGUGAACGGCAAGACCCGUCACAGCUCCAGCUUCCGCCUCCUGGCAUCGUACGUGUCUCAAGACGACGCACUCUUGGGCUCGUUCACAGUGCUGGAAACUCUGCGGUACUCUGCCCAGCUCAGUGUAGCCGCCAACGUUGGUCCAGACGAACGAGAGUCGCGGGUUCAAUCGGCCAUCGACGACAUGGGGCUUCGGUCGUGUGCGGAUACAAUUGUAGGCGACUUGUUUCGCAAGGGUCUCUCCGGGGGGCAGAAGCGUCGACUGAGCAUCGCCAUCGAAUUGCUUAAACAUCCGACGGUGUUGUUGCUGGACGAGCCCACGUCAGGGCUGGACUCGGCGUCGACGUUGAACGUGAUUACGCACGUUUUGAAGCUGAGUCGAUACCAGCACUGCACGGUCGUGUGUACGAUCCACCAGCCCAGCUCGGUGGUCUUCAAUUUGUUUGCCAACAUCGUGCUCUUGGCCAAUGGACAAACCGUGUUCAGUGGCAGCCCCCAGCACGCGCUCAGCCACUUUGCCUCGCUCGGGCACCCCGUGCCUCCCUUUACCAACCCCAGCGAACACUACCUGGAGCUCAUCAACGCCGAUUUUGAAGGGGCCCAUGACACGGAUGUCUUUGUCGCCUACUACCUCCGCAGCGACGUGGCCGCUCGCAUUCAGAAUCAACUCGCAUUCGACCGCGAUGCUUCUGUGGACGAGGACGCCCUCACUACUCACGCAGCGGACCUGCGUCCGUCAGCGUUCCGCCAACUAGGGGUCAUCAUACACCGCAAUUCGCUCAACAACGUGCGCAACCCGGGCGUCUACGGUGUGCGCGUGGUCCUGUACAUGGGUUUGAGUGCCAUGGUGGGCACGAUGUACCUAUAUUCGAACAAGAGCCUUGUGGAGGACGACCUGGUCAAUCUGCUCUUUUACGUACAGGCGUUUCUCGUGUUUAUGAGCGUGGCGGUGCUGCCUUUUUUCACCGACCAGCGCGCUGUGUUUGCCCGCGAACGCGCCAACCACGCGUUGAGCGUGCCGAGUUACGUCGUGGCCAACUUCGUGGCGGCGCUGCCAGGUAUCUUUGUGAUUGCGCUUUUAUCGAGCACGAUCGUGGUGUCGCUGGCAGGGCUACAUGCGUUUGGAGCGUUUGUCCUCAACUUGUUUUUGAGUUUGGUCGUGGCCGAGUCCCUCAUGCACGUGGUGGGGGCCACCGCCCCCCACUACAUCAUGGGCAUUGCCAACGCCGCGGGCAUCUUUGGCAUGUUCAUGCAGAUGGAGGGGUUUAUGGUUCCUGCGAAAACGAUGCCAGCCUACUGGAAGUGGGCCAACACAGUUGCGUUCCACACGUACUCGUUCGAAUCGUUUGUCCACAACCAGUUUACUGCCAUGAACACCACGCGCAGCCACGAAAUCCUCGCCCGAUUUGGCUUUGAACAGGUCAACGUCCACCAACACAUGGUCGUGCUCGGGGUCUACGCGGUCGUGCUCGAAGUCGCGUUUGCUGCCGUCUUGUACAAGUGGCACACUGGCCGUCGGUAGUACAUAGCGUUGGAGUUGCUUUUGAAAUACC